ACUGGGGACACUGGGGACACUGGGGACAAGGACAGCAUCGCCCGCUGUGCGUCCAACCACCCCCUGGUGCGGCAGAUCCGCCGCGAUUGCUCCGACUCCUUCGGGGCCUUCGAGCGCUGCCUUCGGGAGCACCCGGGGGCUGUGGGGGAGUGCGGCCCCCACGUCAGCGCCUUCCUGCUCUGUGCUGAAAAUGUCACCCCAAAUGUCACCUCUGAUGUCACCUCUGGUGCCACCCCCAGGGACAGCCCCGGGGACACCUCUGGAGGUGAGUUUGGAACUGGGAUUUUGGG
Messenger RNA from Malurus melanocephalus (red-backed fairy wren), 290 nucleotides. Its product is annotated as coiled-coil-helix-coiled-coil-helix domain-containing protein 5-like. NCBI's taxonomy places the organism in Eukaryota, Metazoa, Chordata, Aves, Passeriformes, Maluridae. The transcript has 2 exons. The annotation marks the transcript as partial. The record is from RefSeq and is a predicted model, not a curated record.